GCUGUCCAGCUCCUCAACGACUCAACAUCUACCAAUUGGACAUCAUGAACUCUCUCCGUAUCGCUCGCACAGCUCUGCGAGUACGCCCUACGGCUGUCAGGGCCCCUCUUCAACGCAGAGGAUAUGCUGAGGCAGUUUCGGAUAAGAUCAAGCUGAGCUUGGCUCUGCCCCAUCAGUCAGUCUACAAGUCACAAGAUGUUGUCCAGGUCAACAUUCCCGCGGAAUCCGGCGAAAUGGGUGUGCUCGCAAACCACGUUGCUUCCAUUGAGCAGCUGAAGCCGGGACUCAUUGAAGUUAUUGAGGAGAGUGGUGGAAGCAAGCAGUUCUUCCUCUCUGGAGGCUUUGCGAUUGUCCAACCAAACUCGGAAUUGAGCAUCAACGCUGUUGAGGGAUACCCAUUGGAAGACUUCAGCAUAGACGCUGUUCGAUCACAGAUCUCGGAGGCACAAAAGAUCGCAGGUGGAAGUGGAAGCGAGCAAGACAUUGCUGAGGCGAAGAUUGAACUUGAGGUUUUGGAGAGCUUGCAAGCUGCUCUCAAGUAAAGAUGAAACUUCGGUUCUGGGGAAGGAGGAGAGAAUUAUAGAGGUAGCGACUAUGUACAUCAUUG
This is a messenger RNA of Hyaloscypha bicolor E, 607 nucleotides long. Its product is annotated as ATP synthase delta chain mitochondrial precursor. Gene Ontology annotation, molecular function: proton-transporting ATP synthase activity, rotational mechanism. The coding region runs from base 45 to 542 and encodes 165 amino acids. The transcript has 5 exons. Gene Ontology annotation, biological process: proton motive force-driven ATP synthesis. The record is from RefSeq and is a predicted model, not a curated record. NCBI's taxonomy places the organism in Eukaryota, Fungi, Ascomycota, Leotiomycetes, Helotiales, Hyaloscyphaceae.